AUGUUCGCACCUUGCAACAUAUUCAUAUUCACCGGCUACACCUCACCGGCUACACCUCACCGGCUACACCUCACCGACUACACCUCACCGACUACACCUCACCGACUACACCUCACCGGCUACACCUCACCGGCUACACCUCACCGGCUACACCUCACCGGCUACACCUCACCGGCUACACCUCACCGGCUACACCUCACCGGCUACACCUCACCGGCUACACCUCACCGGCUACACCUCACCGGCUACACCUCACCGGCUACACCUCACCGGCUACACCUCACCGGCUACACCUCACCGGCUACACCUCACCGGCUACACCUCACCGGCUACACCUCACCGGCUACACCUCACCGGCUACACCUCACCGGCUACACCUCACCGGCUACACCUCACCGGCUACACCUCACCGGCUACACCUCACCGGCUACACCUCACCGGCUACACCUCACCGGCUACACCUCACCGGCUACACCUCACCGGCUACACCUCACCGGCUACACCUCACCGGCUACACCUCACCGCCUACACCUCACCGCCUACACCUCACCAACACCGACCGAUGAUGGAGGCGGUUCUGGAAAAUCGAAGAAAACCAGGGUCCGGGAUUCUUUUCACUCCAGAUUAAAUAUUAACAAAUGUCAAAUCACAAUUGUUUGCUUAACUAAAGCAACUAGUAAAACAAAUCAAAAGACUUAA
Messenger RNA from Stomoxys calcitrans (stable fly), 699 nucleotides. RefSeq lists its product as uncharacterized. The record is from RefSeq and is a predicted model, not a curated record. Lineage: Eukaryota; Metazoa; Arthropoda; Insecta; Diptera; Muscidae. The transcript is spliced from 2 exons. The coding region runs from base 1 to 699 and encodes 232 amino acids.